UUCAUGUCGGCAAUUGAUAAACUUUUGUAUUAAUAGCUUUACUGUUGUUGGGUGAUUGGAAGAAAUGAUGACAGUCUAAUUAUUUGUGGUCUUGUGAUGGGCGUCCCAACUUCUGUCAACUGGAACACCACAACCUCAUCGACAAGCACUGUAUCCUCAACAGUCCACUGAAGACACAUUUGUAUCCUGGCAACUGACGGUUUAUCCUCAGCGGGGGGCACAACAGGUCAGGCAAUCGGUGGAUGGAUGGUCAUUGGACAAGAACUCAGAAGACAUUGUUAUUUGAUGUUUGUCAGGAUGUGGGCUCUUUUUAUUUUUGUGGUGUUCCAGUAUAUACAUGAGGCAUGGUUUCAGUCCUGUAUAUAUACAGAAACGGACUAUGUUUGCAAAGAGAUACCGAAAGAUUAUCCUGCUGGUUUGACCUCUGUGAUUAUCUUUGUGAGUGGUUUAGGAGAAAUCCGCUUGUCUAUGUUUAACAGCACCAGUCUGACCUCUGUGAACAGUCUGAUUAUGGCACACCAAGGUAUCACAGCAAUAGGACUGCAGACCUUUGAUAUGUUUCAAAACCUCAAAACUCUCAAUUUGGACAAUAAUGGUCUCUCCCAAGUCUCAUCAAACUGGUUCAGCCAUCAGGGUACACUUGAGACACUCAGACUCUCAUAUAAUAAAAUCACUACACUGGAUCAUAGUUCUCUUGAUGGGAUGUCAAACCUGCUCAACCUAAACUUGUCUUGGAACCAGGUUCACACUAUAACCCCAAGCAGUUUUCUUGGUCUCCGUAAACUGAGGCAGUUAGACCUGUCCAACAACAAACUGACACAUUUGAGUACAGAUGUGUUUCUUCCACUUAACGGCACAAAGAUCUGCUUGGAUGGAAAUCCCUGGGACUGCUCCUGCUCUGUGAACGAUUUUGCCAAAUACCUGAGAGGUCUGCAGAAUGCCUCUCUUCUGGAGAAUGAGAUGCUGGUGUGCUGCAAUAGCCCUCCUGAUUUGAAAGGUGUACCAGUAUGGCAGGUACCAGAGUGUAAAACCCUCACAUCCAUGAGCCCUACCACUACAAGUAUUGCCACUAUGGGUCUUACCACUGGAAGUCCUGGCACCGGGAACCCUGCCACUGUAUUAAUAACCAAACCUCUUACAAUUGGUCACUCGACUUUAAUCGGUUUUAUUGUGGUACUUUGUGCCCUGGUACUUGUCAUCUGUGUCCUUUCAGCAUUGUAUCACAGGAAACGAGAGAGGAAACAUCUACAGACUGUAAAACCUGCUUCAGAGAAAUCCGAAAUGAUUCGAACCAGUGAAUCAACUGCAAAAAGCAAUGGAGAAGAAAACAGAAAAGUGAAAUCUGAAAUCGCUGAUAAAACCCAAAUUGCCACAACAGAAGUGUUAUUGAGGGCAAACCAGAUGGUGGUUGGAGAUGAGAAGAUAUCACAAAUUUACCAUAUUUAUUCAUCAGGGCCAUAUGACACCAGAGAACCCAUUAAACGAGUGAGAUCUGCCGGGCCGGUCUUGUGCAGGAUGGAGAUGUUUUCUAAACCGACAGAAGCUGAUGAAGUUGGGGUAAGGAAUGAUGAGUACUACAAUGGAUGGAUGAUCUCAGAAAGAACAAAAGACAAUGUGUGUGUUAAUACUGAGGAGGUGGAGAAGUUGGAGGAUGGAAAACGCAUAGCAGAUGAGGAGAACGAGGGAUCCACUGAGGUAAGUAACACCACUGACGCACUGGAAUCACAUGAAGAUACUGAUGAGAGUGUUCGAGCUGGAGCAAGUGUAGAUGAAGACGUUCUUCACCAUAGAGUGGAGAACAAUGUGUUGGAUCACCUGAACGAGUUGGCCGUUGGAGCAGGAAGCAGUCAAGAUGUUCUCCAGAUAAAACACGUCAUGUCCCGGUCUGAGGAGCCUGAUGAAAAGCUGCCGUACUUCACGAUCGGUGCUGAUCCAGAAAAGCAGACCACUGGGCUUGAUCAGAAUACUGCUAAAGGAACAUCUGGAUCUUUAAGACCUAUUCGGCGGGUACUGACCUGGCCUCCGACUGCGGCCCAGUGGAAGAAGCAGUGGGCUCAAAAUCAACAAGUCCUAAAUGUGUUCCCACAACUAAUAUUUGUAACUGGUUGCAGGCAUGAAAUCAGACCAUUUCCACCCAACAUUUCUCCUGCAGUCUUCCCAACUGCCCCACAGUUCACUGCAAUAGAGUUUCUGCCUGAAAUCACGUCCCCAGUGGAAGUCGCUAUUGAUGAGGACAUUUACAGGGCAAGUCUUGAGUCAUCCAAUCAAAGAGUCCUGCAUUUCAGCGCAAAGGAGUGCUUCUCUAAUAUAUCACCAAGGGAGGAUGGCAGAAUUAUUACAAAUGGGGAAACUUGGAUGUCAGGUCUCGAGUCGACCAUCUUUUCCGACUUGUCCUCCAAGAACUCGCCAGUUGAUGAAAGUGAGGUCUGCUCUGAAUUCAGCAUUUUUAAUCCAUCAUUUGGUGGCAGCAAGUCAAAGCCUGCUUUUGGAGAGGAGAUAAACAACAAAGACGAUGUUGAGCAAAUACAGAGCGGGAAAACAAAAGCACAUCGAGUUCACCAAAGUGAGCAGGUUGCGUCAGAAUUGCAGAAGCAGUCCAAGAGAGCAGGGAAAGCUGCACAGAGAGACCUACAGCAAGGUCAGAUGUGUGAAGGGUCUGACUCAAGAGCGCCCCCUGCGGGAGGUUCUCCAAAAGAUGACAGCCUGUUGCUGGGCAAUGAGUACAACUUUAUAGAUCUGCUACAUGAGGUGGUGGAAAAUCACGGGCGCUGGACCCGAGACAGGUGGAGACAAACACAAAAAAACAAACACAAACUCAAACAGAGUCGUUAGGUACUGGAAGUAAGUUUCUAAAUAUACAAUUGAUGAAAAAUGACAUAUAAAAAAGAUAUCAAAAUAAUCAGUUCUUCUGCUCUGUAAGGUGAAACCUGCAAAACACACUGUAAAAUGUACAAAAUCUAAUAAUGGAUAUGGUAUGAAAAAUUGCACCUGGUAUGUACAGACAUUUGGAUUUAUUUUACUGCAUUAUUAAAUGCAAAAAUAAAAAAUUUGUGAAUCUAUGCAUCAACAAAGUCGAAGUAUCUACUGGUAGGAAAUUAAUGCCACAUUUCUCUGGCUGCAUGCAGCAUUUAUUGAUUCAUUCUUACAUGUAAGUACAGACUUCAUUUAAGAAAUUGUACAAAAUUUAGAAGUUCAUAUAUUGUUCAGCACAAUCCAAAAACAGGAGCCAGCAAAUGUAAACAUGGGUCUCUGACACAUUUGGCAAGAAUAGGACAUGCAUGGUCCAUGUUUUUCUAAAACUACUG
Molecule: messenger RNA, 3305 nt
Organism: Cyprinus carpio (common carp)
Lineage: Eukaryota; Metazoa; Chordata; Actinopteri; Cypriniformes; Cyprinidae
Cellular component (GO): plasma membrane
Molecular function (GO): protein binding
Source: RefSeq, a predicted model, not a curated record